Pichia membranifaciens NRRL Y-2026 is the source of this 2762-nucleotide messenger RNA. RefSeq lists its product as hypothetical. Gene Ontology annotation, biological process: deadenylation-dependent decapping of nuclear-transcribed mRNA; P-body assembly. Gene Ontology annotation, cellular component: P-body. The transcript has a single exon. The record is from RefSeq and is a predicted model, not a curated record. The coding region runs from base 72 to 2681 and encodes 869 amino acids. Gene Ontology annotation, molecular function: RNA binding. Lineage: Eukaryota; Fungi; Ascomycota; Pichiomycetes; Pichiales; Pichiaceae.
CUUCAUUCAACGUUGCUGCUUCUUUCAAACACACCUAGUUGAACUGUGCGGAUUCUAAACUGCAACAGGCCAUGUCUUUCUUUGGAUUCGACCCUUCGGCGCCUCCCGGCAGCCAACCCAAGUCGAAUAAGAACCUGGAAACCUUGGAUUUCAACGACCUGGAAGAGGAUGACGCUUUCAACGACGAGACCUUCGGUGCUGCUGCGCUCUCCAACAUGAAGGACGACUUUGAUUUUGCCCUGGGCGACAACUCGAAGUCGAAGAGCAGUUUGAAGCCUGCCCCUGCUCCUGCUGCUAAGGGCAUCUCGUACGCUACUGCCGCACACACCAGUGUCGACGAUGUUCUGCAACCUAUGGCAUCUCUCUGGGCCGACGAAAAGACAAGCGACAAAAAGAACCAAGAAGUCCCUCGUCAGAAUCAGGUUCUCUCCCUGGAGGAAAUCGAGGCAAAGUUGAAAAGCCAGUCCUUGCCUUCCCAGCCUCCGCUGUUGCCAACCAACAACGAUAUGAUGCAAAACCAGUUCCAAAUCCCUCCUUACAUCACUCAGGCAUUGUGUCAGCCUCAAAUCCAGCAGCAAAUCAUGGCUGCUGUGUCCUCAGGAAGAUUCCCUAACCUUCAAACUGCCACACAGGCAAUGGUACAAAUGAUAAUGUCUGCUCCUAAUCAGAUGAUGCAAGUCCCUCCCUCCAAUAUGCAGCCUCAAUUUGGCGUGCAGCAAAAUCAACAGAUGCAGGAGAUUCAGCAGCAAAUGUUGCGCAUGCAAAUGCAACAGCAGCAACAGCAGCAAAUGCAACAACAAAUGCACUUACAACAGCCUCAACCACCAACACCUCAACACCAGCAACAAGAACUACAACAAAAUCUUCAGCCUGCACCCCAGCAAAUUCAAGCACCUCAGCAGCCAACCCAUAUUGUGGCACCUGUGAUCUCUGCAGAGCAAUUGCCUCUGGCGAAGGUCAGCUUGAAUGAUUAUCCAUCCAUUGAGGUUGCAAGUGCAAAAAGUCAUGGGCAACACACCAACCACAAUGAAUCUGCGCCGCCAAACGUUGAACAGGAUCUAAAAAAGAGCCAAGAGUUCAAUCAAACUCAAUUGUUCAACCAACAGCGUUCUCGCCAGUUUCAAUACAAUAACGAUCAGAACCAUCAAAAUCAAAGGUACCAGCAUCAUCAAAACCAUCAUCAGAGACAGCAGCAAUUGCAGCAACAGCUGGAAAACAUGAGCCCUGAAGAACGUGAGAACUUCUUGGUAAGACAACAGAAGGUCCACAAAAUUACUAGAUGUUCUGGUUUCAUGACACCAAAGGAUAAAGAUUUUGUUACCAGAUUUCAACUAUCUCAAAUUGUGACUGAUGAUCCCUACAACGAAGAUUUUUACUACCAGGUUUACAAAGUUCUAAAUUCAUCUACUGGUGAAAACAACAUGAACUCUUUGGCUCAAAAAUACUUAGAACAGUCAGGCCACAGAUUAGGAGGUCGGUCGAAGAGGGCAGACAUUGCAUUGCAAAGAAUGCAACAACAAGUUUCGAAGGCUGUUUCUGUUGCCAAAGAGAGAGGUGAAAGCACUGGUAUUUUAACAAAAGAAGGUGCCUUGGGUAAAGUGUCAUUUGGUUCUGGGAAACAACCAAGAAGGCAAUUGAUCAUUCAUUCUCAAGAUAGUGAGAAUGGUAACGAUCAAGAGCCUACCACUUCAAGAGGUGCUGCAGAUGUUGUUUUACCAAAGGAGUACACAUUUUCUAAGUCGUCUAGAACUUUUCAACUCUCUAUCAUUGAAAAGAUUUACAAUGAGGUGUUAAAGCUGGAAUCAUUGGAGAGAGAAAAUCAACCAUACGAGACCACAGAGUUAUGGAAUUCUUUGCAUCUCAACGAUGUAAUCAAGACAUCUACCAACGAGGUUGUGAACCCAUUCAUCUCCAUCUUAUCAUUUGAUAAGAUGAUGAAGCUUUUUGGUAGAAUGUUCCAUUUCUUGACUGCAGACCAGAAAAUUGAAUUGCUGUCCCAACUUUUCCUAAACUUACAAAACAUUGAUGUUAUCAUGAAAGGCUCUUACAAAAACUACGAAAAUUCAAACUACGAGACUCCAGAUGAAAUCAUCAAAAAGAUCGACUUAUUCCAAAUGACAAUCUUGAAGUGCCUUGUUUUGUACUUGAGUGAAGCUAACUUCAGCUAUGUGCUAACUUGGCUCAACACUCUUGUUUCAAAUAAAAGUAUUUUGUUUUUGACUACAACCAAGAUAGGGUUAUCACUGAUCACUGUUCUAAUCUCCAGAUUAGAAUUGGUGAAACAAGAGUUCUCCAAGUCGCUAAAUGCACAAGAACUUUCCCAGUGGCAAUAUGUUUAUGACCAGUUGUUCCAGUGCUUGGAAGGAAGGCUCACGUCGUGCUUCCCGCCAUAUAUCUCUCACGAUGAAAAUAGAAAGGUCACAAACAAAGAAUCGAAAAGCGACGAUUCGUAUGUUUGGCAAUUCUUGGCAUCUCUUUCAUUGGCAGGUAUGUUGAACCAUCAAAGGAUCAUUAUCGACGAGAUCAGAAACGAGAUCUUUGGUAUAAUGGCGGUUGCCAAAGAACUGAAGAGCAGUGGUGACAUUGAAAGCGCAACCAGGUAUUUGGGCAAUUUGAACCUAUUUUUGAAUGUCAUGGGCUUAAUAGCUACCGAAGACGAUAUCACAGAAUUGAGUGAUUAGCUUACAUAAUUUCAUAAUUUCCUUUUACCGUAUAUAUUUAUCCUAAAAUACGAUAAUAUAACAUUUACUUGUAUGAUGAGA